AUGGCGUCACUUCGCAGAGUCUUCGCAACGUCGAUUUUGGCAUCUGUCCUCAGCCAAGUUCUCACUGCAACUGCACAGCCCGCCUUUGGCGUUUGCUAUGGAAUGCUAGGAGACAACCUGCCUACUCCGGCUGCGGCGAUACAGCUCUACAAGAAUCACAACAUUGGGACAAUGCAGCUCUACGAUCCCAACCCCGAAGCACUCCAAGCUCUAGGGAACUCCGGCAUCAGCGUGAUCUUAGGCACAAAAAAUGAAGACCUACCCAACUUGGCAUCAAGUGUGGAAGCUGCCAAGUCGUGGAUUGACGCUCAUGUUUUGCCCUACCAAGGUGUCAACAUCAAGUAUAUAGCCGUAGGCGACGAGGUCAUCCCCGGAGAAUCGGCUCAGUGCGUGUUGCCUGCAAUGCAGAAUCUACAAAGCGCCAUCAGCGGCUCCAGUUUCUCAUCUGUGGCGAUGACCACCGCGGUCUCGGGGACCGUCCUUGGAGCUUCUUACCCGCCCUCAAGUGGCGCUUUCACCGGCGAUGCGAAGCGCGCUUUGUCCGGCAUCCUGCAGUUUCUGUCCAACACUCAUGCCCCUCUGUUGAUCAAUGUGUACCCUUACUUUGCCUAUGCUGCGGACCCCUCCAACAUAAGAUUGGACUAUGCACUGUUCACCGCCCCGGGACCAGUGGUUCGCGAUGGGGAUUUAAGCUAUUGGAACUUGCUCGACGCGAUGGUGGAUGCUUAUUACGCGGCGAUGGAGAGAGAGAAUUUCCCUAAUGUGGGCGUGGUGAUCUCCGAGUCCGGGUGGCCUUCUGCUGGAAAUGGGAAUUUCACAACUCCACAGCUCGCGCUGACUUACAAUCGAAAUUUCAUGAAGAAAAUUGUAGCGGGGACGGGGACACCAAAGAGACCAGAUAGCCACUUGGAUGGUAACAUAUUCGCAAUGUUCAACGAGGAUCUGAAAUCUGCCGGCGAGGAACAAAAUUUUGGUCUCUUCUAUCCAGAUGGAACUCCAGUUUACCCCAUUUUUUCGUAG
Messenger RNA from Syzygium oleosum, 1020 nucleotides. Its product is annotated as glucan endo-1,3-beta-glucosidase-like. The record is from RefSeq and is a predicted model, not a curated record. Lineage: Eukaryota; Viridiplantae; Streptophyta; Magnoliopsida; Myrtales; Myrtaceae. Gene Ontology annotation, cellular component: plasma membrane. Gene Ontology annotation, molecular function: hydrolase activity, hydrolyzing O-glycosyl compounds. Bases 1 to 1020 code for a protein of 339 amino acids. The transcript has a single exon. Gene Ontology annotation, biological process: carbohydrate metabolic process.